Messenger RNA from Penicillium verrucosum, 354 nucleotides. RefSeq lists its product as uncharacterized. NCBI's taxonomy places the organism in Eukaryota, Fungi, Ascomycota, Eurotiomycetes, Eurotiales, Aspergillaceae. The coding region runs from base 1 to 354 and encodes 117 amino acids. The record is from RefSeq and is a predicted model, not a curated record. The transcript has a single exon.
AUGCCUGUCCUGCUGUCAACGCAGUUGGAACUUGCCGUUGCCACUGUUGCGCAAUGCCUAGAUUCAUUGCAAGUUGACUAUGCUUUCAUGGGAGGCGCGGCUGUAUGCCUUACGGCACCCGAUAACAGCCGACGUACAGAGGAGGUUGAUCUAGUAAUUCACGUUGAUCAGCGAUCUAUCACCGCAGAUCUACUCACGCAGAGCUUACUAAACUCUUUUCCAUCUGACUUUAGCCCGGUCAGCCAGUUCGGCCACGUCAUUCCCGCAUACAGACUUCGUUUGCCUGAUGGCGCCAUACAGCUAGUGGAGGUUGAGGUAUUUGAUUACGCCAGUUGGCCAAAUAGGCCGCAGUAG